AUGUCGGACGUGAGCUUCGAACCUAACGCAAUUGUGCGUGGGUUCCAGUUGACCAUUGUAGGGACCAUCCGAGCUCUUCGAAAUCCCGAGCUUUUCAAACAUGAGCACUUUCGUCAAGCAGCCAUCGCUGUGGCAGUGGGCGUUGUCAUUCAUUUGAUUGUCCAAAUUCCCAUCAUCAUUCUCAAAUUUGCUCUCUAUAUUAUGUCCUUCAUAGUAAAUUUGCACGAGGCCAACUGGGAUGACAAGCUACUCCAUGGCCUUGGCUUCAUAUCCCAAUCUGUCCUCCAGAUACCCUUCGUCCUGAUGACCUUGAUGGGCCAUUUGACGCCAACACUAGAUGAAAUCUUUAUGCAAUCCAUCCAUUGGGUCGAUACCACAUACAUCCAGAAACAUAAGUCUGACAAUCCAGAUACGCUUCGGGCUAUGUAUUAUCCCAAUCUAGCAUUGUUUCCGACCAAAGAUGGCACUCGGAAUUCCCAGCCAAAAUACCAAGUCAUCAUAGGGUUUGUGAAUCGUUAUGGCAAGAAGCUUGCAUUGGGUCUUGGGGUCUACUUCCUCUCCACGCUCCCUGUUUUUGGUCGUUUUGUGAUGCCAGCAGCCAGCUUUUACACAUUCAAAAGAAAUGUCGGUACUGCUCCAGCCGCUGUAAUUUUUGGAGCAGGCCUAGUUCUCCCGAAGACUUUAAUCAUCAGAUUCCUUCACACCUACUACGCAUCAAGAAGUCUGAUGAGAGAGCUCCUGGACCCUUACUUCCGUCGCAUCAAAUUUACCCCAGAGCAAAAGCGGCGCUGGUUCCAUGACCGGGAGGGUGUUCUUUUUGGUUUUGCAUUUGCAUUCACAGUGGCUUUGAAGACUCCUUUUAUUGGUGUUCUCAUGUACGGGGUCGCGGAGGCUUCUACCGCAUAUCUUGUCACAAAGAUUACUGAUCCACCCCCUCUCCUGCAGAAAGUGCAAACUUUGCGGAGAGCCAAGUGCACCAUGGCGUUGCCUACUUCUGGGAUAGGUUCCGGUCACAUGGACCCAAUUUCAGAAGCACAUCUUCUUAUUACCCAGCUCUACGACCCCGCAAACCAGCGAAAUCCAGCUCGAAUCCAUGAUAUACAAGCAAGAAUACAGCAAUUACAGAAAGGUGACCAUGCGUGGGAAAUUGCAGAUUCCCUACUAAGGGAGCCUUCUGCUCAGCAUCGUUUCAUGGGCGCUUUGACUUUCACUGUGAAGAUCAAUGUAACCGGGGCGGAGCUCGAUGAGAUCAUGGCUGGGCAAAUUCUCGAACGACUACUCAACCAUUUCAUCUCCCUUGUGACCGAGGGAGAGUCGGCGAUGGUGAUUCGGAAGUUGGCCUCAAGUUUGGUUGCUGUGUUUAGAAAUUCGUCUUCCUCGUGGAAGCGGGCUCUUUGGCAGGUUGCUGCCAGUCUUGCACAUGGCAGUUUCGUUACGGAACAGCAGUCCCAGACUGUCGAUUUCUUAGGCGGCGUCCUUCCAGCUCUGACAACCCACAAAGCCACUGCUUUGACAUUUUUCUCUAUUGCAUUGGCCGAGGAAGCUGCACGAUUGGAGACCGAACCUCAGGACUUAGUGGCAUCUGUCAUACAGCGGGUGAAAGAGAACAUCAAUGACGCCUUUCUAUUAGUGCGGUACACUUUGCAGCAAAUUGCACAGCACCCCACUGGGUCCGAAAAACAUACACCUGGACAGAUUCUGGGCAACGAGGCAAUUAGCUCAUGGAAGGCAUGGCUUAAUAUCUACGGAGCUCAUACUCAUUCAACCGAAAAAGAAACUCAAGUUCUGGUCAUCUCUUGUGGGCAGGGCAUAAUUGAACUACUUCGAUUGCCCAGCUUCAGUGAGUACGCAGCUUCCAUUCUAACCCAGGCUUUUGAAACUCGUUCUUGGGCUUUUGAUGGCAAUUCAAUCUCAAAUCUCGCCCAAAUACUCUCAAAUUCAAUUGUGACAGACCGCCUUAUUGCCAUGAUUCAAGGAGAAGAAGGCUCUGAGAAUAUGACGUUUGUCGAUCUCUUGGUGGCCUAUGUUUCACACCUAGGGUUUAAUCUAUUCAACAACCCCAUGGAACCGCAAAACGACCGCCUUCUUGCCAUUCUGCACGACAUUUUCAAAACGCCGGGCUAUGCAGCUAUUGACGAGUCGGCAACACCUCGUGUGCUGGAAUACUGGGGAGAUAUUGCUGAAACUCUUCCGGACGAGCUACAGUCUGAUGACCCCAGAUAUCCCAUUGUGAAAGAACAACUGGCCAAGGUAGUUCUCGGCAUGUUCAACAAGCUCAUUUACCCGACUGCUGAAGAUCUUGCGGAUUGGACUGAUGAAGAGCGUAGCGAGUUCAACGCUUUUCGGUCUGAAGCCUGUGACUAUCUACUUUCCGCAUACCCCACACUUGGGGUUGAGCUAGUCAGCGUUUUCCAGGAGAGUGCAACGACGAACCUUCAAAAAGCGGACUGGCGGAGCUUUGAGGCGGCAGUAUUCUGUAUCGCUCAGUUAUCGGAGGCUGUGGACGAUAAUGGUCAUGCUGACCAAUGUUUGGACGCGAUAUUCGGCAGUGAGGCAUUUUCUCGUCUUUGCCUUGGCAGUGAGAUCGACAUUCCCCUCAAAUCACGCCAGACAUUGGUGCACGCCUUCGGCAAAUACGAGUCAUACUUCGAGCGCCACAGUUACAUCCUUGCCGGUGUUUUGAAUGUUCUUUUCGAAUCCAUUAAUUUUGACUCUUGUGCUCAGUCUGCCUCGAGAUCUAUUUUGACUCUGUCGAAAUCAUGUGCCAGUGUUCUUACGCCAGACCUCCCUGUUUUCCUCGACCGACUGGAUCAGUUCCGCAGCAGGCCCACUGCAACAGUUUCAACUAUGCCUAAGGUUCUGGAGGGGAUCGCCACAAUAAUCCAGAAGUUAGAUUCGGACGAAUACAAAGUCCAGACCUUGGAUAGAAUUCUGACGUUCCUUGUCCAGGAUGCUGUUACAGCGCGAGCAGAGGCUACUGCCUCCGAAUAUGAUACUGCUCGUACCCAUGCGCACCUAGUUCUGAGCUGUAUCGCCAGCAUUGGCAAAGGCCUGCGUGCAGAUUCAGACGAGGCAAUUGUGAUUGAAGCAACAGAUGACAGAGGGCCGUACCCCGAUUCCUUCUGGAACAAAGGAGCUGGGUCUGGCAUUCAGCAACUCAUCAUGCAAGUAAUGAGCCUGCUUAUCGUUGAUUUCCCGGUCGACAGCGCGAUAAUCGACUCGGCAUGCGAUAUUCUCAAGGCUGGUUAUACAGAGUCCACGGGGCUUUUCGUGUUCCCCCCUUCGUUGACAGUCGACUUUAUCAGAAGCUUCCCGCUAGGCAUUUCGGGGACAGACGUUAUCAUGGCUACAGCCUCGUCUUUCCUGGCUUCACAUUCAUCUCAUGCCAUGAAAAUUCGAGAACAAGCUGCUCAGUUGAUUGUCCACGUCUCGCAAUUGUUUGCCUCAAUGCUAGACAAUCCUGAGCUUUACGACCCCGAGACCGCCAAUGCUGGUAUCGACUUUCUCACUCGUCUUCUUUCCAAAUACUACCCAAUACUCUUUUCUCUCACAGAUCCAUUCCCAUCAGCCUCUGGGCCCGCCUCGCGGGAUACUCCGGUCUACGUGCUUCUCUUGAACUUCACACUUUACGCUCUUACUCGCCCAGAGCCACUUGUUCUUCGAUCUGCAUCCGCAUUCUGGGUCGCUAUGGUGGAUCUACGUGGCAGCUCGCAUGAUGAAACAGCCGCACUUGAUGAAGUCCUUCAACGAUUCAUUCCACCGCUCUGUGGAACCGUAGUUCAGCAAAUCGCAGGCCGUUGUGCACGCUCCGAUCUGACGUUCCUUAACGACGUUCUUCGACGUACAAUGUUCAAGAAGAUGAACCUCGCUCGUCCAAGCUUGACUGCAAGUCUGAAUAGCUUAGAUGUGCAAGCAGCCGAUUCCAAGACUUCGUUGCUGUUGCCUCAGGAUAAGUCUCGCUUUGUGGAGUCCAUGGUGGUUGCUCGGGGUGCUAAGGCACAGUCGUUGGAGAUCGUACGGUCUUUCUGGUUGAAGUGUCGAGGGAUGUCAUUUGAUUAUGCUCAAUGA
This is a messenger RNA of Penicillium chermesinum, 4068 nucleotides long. RefSeq lists its product as uncharacterized. The record is from RefSeq and is a predicted model, not a curated record. NCBI's taxonomy places the organism in Eukaryota, Fungi, Ascomycota, Eurotiomycetes, Eurotiales, Aspergillaceae. The transcript has 9 exons. Bases 1 to 4068 code for a protein of 1355 amino acids.